Messenger RNA from Panicum virgatum (switchgrass), 1006 nucleotides. Its product is annotated as zinc finger BED domain-containing protein 3-like. Gene Ontology annotation, biological process: gravitropism. The record is from RefSeq and is a predicted model, not a curated record. Gene Ontology annotation, cellular component: nucleus. Bases 168 to 704 code for a protein of 178 amino acids. The transcript has a single exon. NCBI's taxonomy places the organism in Eukaryota, Viridiplantae, Streptophyta, Magnoliopsida, Poales, Poaceae.
CAUACACCUCCAAGAACGUCUCUCAAACAUUCCAUGGCAGGACGAUUCCAUGGCAAGGGCUUUCUGGUAAAAUCAACUGCCACUCUGCCAGGUUAUUAUCGUAUAAAGAUCCAUAUAGUUCCAUACUACCAGCAGCACCACCACCAAGCACAGGCCCCUCUGCCACCAUGCUCACUCCCCUCUUCUCAGCGGCCAUGGAGCCCCAGAGUGGCGAGAGGGAGCUCCAGCUUCUCCUCCUCCCCACAACGACGCCUCUCGACGCCGCCUUCCACGCCCCUCCGCCGCCGGCCAGCCCCUCCGACCACCCGCAGCUGGACCUGAGCCUGUCCAUCAGCAUUGAAUCACCGCCUGCACCCCAGCCGCCGCCGCCGCCGCCGCCAGCAGCCGCCGCUGCUGACCAGAUCAAGAAGGUUGCAGCGGGGGCGGCGGCGGACGUGCAGGCGCUGAAGCGGCAGGCGGCGGAGCAGGCCCGGAUGGCGUCGGCGGAGCGGGCGUACGCGGAGCGCGUGUUGGAGCUGGCGCGGCGGGAGCUGGAGCUGGCGGAGCGGGAGUUCGCGCGGGCGCGGGCCAUCUGGGAGAGCGCCCGCGGCGAGGUGGAGAAGGUGGAGCGCGUCAAGGCGAUGGCGGCGCGCCGGAUCGCCGCCGGAUCCGCCGCGGCGCUCGAGAUCACCUGCCACGCCUGCAUGCAGCGCUUCCACCCUUAAAGUUAAACCACCACCAUAGAAGAUAGACCUCCACCCCAUGCCGUGCAUGUUCUCAUGGCUACCUUGACUAUUAUAUUAGCUGCUAAUGAAGGGAUUUGUUUAUGAGUGUUUUAUAUGUCAGUUAAUUCAGGCCUACCUCGAUCGCAUCGAUCAUCGAUGAUCAUAAGUUGGUGAUUCAGUGGAAAAGGGAAAGGACAGGAGCAGAUCAAUGUUCUUCGUUCUCUUGCUUUUCUUGUAGAAUACUGCACCGUUUCCAGCCUAAAAGGAGAGGGAAAGGGAAUCUAGCCAGCAGUUUAGCUUUA